CGCGGGAAGGACUACAAAUCCCAGAGUGCAUCGGGAGUCGGGCUCGCGGCGCGUGCGCAGAAUGCGGUCCGCUAAAGCCGCGGGCCGGUUUGAAGCGGGGAAGGAGCUCCAUGGAAACGGGGCCGCGAAGUGUCAGCGAGCGCGGUAACGGCCGGGUGCGGGGCAGCUAUGGCCAGGCCGCCCAUCGCCCCCAUGAGCGUCAGUGCCACGGCGCCCGAAGCCUUCGCCGUGCUCCAGCAGAGGAUGAGCGUGGUUGAAGAACAGACCAGCGCGCUGGCGAGAGACCUGGAGCUGCUCGGCGUGAACGGACAGAGCCUUGAUCUCUUCCAUUCAAAGCCCUUAGAGACACCUGGGAGCCACCAGCCUGUUAGCCCUGUUCGGGCCAGGGUAGCGUUUGUAGGUGAAAGUGACAUGCUAUGGAAGAACUGUAACUCUCUAGUGAAUCGAAUGUGCCGGCUGGAGAGUGUUGUGCAGACCUUGAAGCUAAACCUCUUCCGGUUGCAGACGGAAAAGGAGCUGAAUCCCAAGCAUGCAGCCCAUCUGGAACAGCGUAUGAACGCAAUGCAGGAGGAACACUUGCAGGAACUGAAGGUUGUACAGCUCGAGGCAAUGAAGUUGCGCCAACAGCUAAGUGAGGCAAAAGAAGAUGUAGAAAAGGCACAGGAAGAAGUUCAAAGAUUAAGUGCUGCUUUGGAAAUUGCCACAGCAACCAAGACAAAUGUAGCCAUUGCAGCAGAGGAGCUGAGGACAACAAAACACAUAAUGAACCAUAGACUUCAGGAGCUAAGGGAGCAGCUUUCCCAAGAGGCAAGCCUGCGGGAGUCUUUGGAGGAAUCCCAAGCGACCAUGCUGAGACGUGUGCAGGAUAUGGAGAUAACAGUAGAGGCAGAACGGGAACAGGUACAGGUACUGCAGCAGGACUGCCAUGGCCUGCACAAGGAUAUCCAGCUUGCCCGAGAGAGGUUACAGAAGGAGGAGGAGAGAACUGCACAACUGGGGCAGGAGUGUACACAGCUGAAAGCUGACCUGGAUUCCAGAAACUGCAUCAUUUCCCAGCUCAGUGAGGAAGCAAAAAAUGCACAGCUGUCUUUCAGCAAAGAACAUGAGGAAAAUGUGCAACUGCGAUCUGAAAUAACAGCUCUGCGAGAGACAGCAGAGAAAGUACAGAUCAUUAAUGACCAGUUGAACCAACAAUGCUCAGAACUGAGUGCUACACUUCGAAGCAUUUCCAUGGAGAAUGCUAAACUCAUUUCAGAUCAUCAGGCCAUGCUUAAGGCAGAACAGGAGAGGAUGACUCAGAAACUGCUGGAACAAGACUUGCUGCUGGAUGCUGCCCGUGCCAACAUUAUAGGAGAGCUGCAAAGCAUGCAGAACGAAAAAGCCCAACUUCAAAAAGAGCUGGAGGCCUUGCACACGGAGCAUGCUGGCUGCAGACAAAAAGCAUGCCUAGCUGAGGAGAUGACAACCACACAGAAGGUGCUCUUGGAGUCUACUAUUGCUAGACUUAGAGGUGAACUGGAGACAGCACUGAAAGAGAGAGGAUCUCUACUGAUGGAGAAGGAGAGUCUUCAGCAAGAAAUGAAGAAAACAGCAAGUGAUGUAACACAGGAGAGGAACAAACUGGAAGUGGAACUAACUGGGAACAAGGUACUACCAAAAAUGGGUGCUAUGAGAUCCACGCUGCAGAAUCUGGAGAAGGAGAACAAGAGGCUAAUGGAUCGCUUGGUGGCACUGGAACACCAGCAGUAUGCUCAACAGCAGGUCGAACAGGUUCUAGCAGAGCUGACUGACAGUAAGAAUAAACUGGCCUACGACAAAGGAAAGCUUCAGACCAAAGUACAGCAGCUGGAGGAAGAACUGCAAUCUCUUGCAGAUGCACAUUCAGAGAAUAGCCACCUUCGCAAGCUGAAUACAGCCUUGGAGACCAAAUAUACUCAGGUGAAUGUAGAAUUUGGCUCUGUCAAGAUUAACAUGCAAAGGAUGGAAGCUCAGCUGAAGCAGGCACAGACCACCCUUGAACAGAAAGAAGAAGAAUUUUCUAUUGCAAUCAAGUCCCGUGAUGAGGCAUUGCGAGAGAGUCAGAAAAUUAAGGGGCACAUGGAAGCCAUGGAAGAGAGGGAGAAGCAAAAGAUGGCAACCUUAAAGCGCCAGCUAGAGGAGGCAAAGGAGGAUAACGACAAGGUGACAGCUGUGCUGGAGAAUGUGCUGGCUUCUCACAGCAGGAUGCAGGCAGCUCUGGAGAAGGUGCAAACUGAGCUGGGGCGCAAGGAUUCUGAGAUCACAGGGCUCAGAAAAGACAGGACCCAGAACCAACAAAAAAUCCAGAGGUUAGAGGUAGAAUUGGAACAGUACCAGGCCAAACUGGUUGUCAUAGAAACUCAGCACAAUAGUCAGGUGGAUCCACUUUGUAAAGCACUAGAAGUCGCUAGAGCAGACAACAAGAAACUUGCUUUGAGUUUGGAACAAGCUCUGCAAGCCAAUAGUACCCUGCAGAGCAAGCUGAUACAUACUCAGGAAGAACUGGACAGGAAAGAAAUUGAGCAUCAGCAAUUGAUGGCCUGCAGGGAGCAGCUAAUUGAAGAAGCCACAAUGGAAGAAAGGCUGUAUUCUGAACGCUUGGAGUCCUUGAAGAAGCAGUUUCAGAUGGAGCGAGAGGCUAUGAGGAAAGCAGGUCACAGGGAAUCUGCUGAGCUGAAGAAGGCCCUUGAAGAGGCUUCUGCCAAAUCUGCUGAAGUGUCCCGGGCUAACAGGGAGCUGCGGCAGAAAAUAAUGGAGUUGGAAAAGUCCCUGGUCAGUUACAAGGGGAAGCUAAAGAGCCAAAGAGCUCAAAUCAGACACUACUUGGCUUCCAAGGCUAACAACAUCCAGAACACAGAGAGGAUAAAGGAGAUUGAAUCUGAGCUGAGGCAAAUGGAGCUGAUCAAGGAGCAGUAUCAGAAGAAAAAUUAUGAGCAGUCACAGAGCAUCCAGAAAUUCGUGACAGAGUUAACAAGUCUUCAGAGUGAGAUGCAGACCUUGGCCAAAAACCAGCACGAAGUGGCAACACGGAACAGGCAGCUGGAGACCCAGCUGGAAAUGGAGCAGAAAGUGCGGCAGCACCUAGAGAACCAGUGUCAGAAGCUAGACGAUACAGUCAAACACUUAAAGAAAUGCAAAGAGGAAACUGAGCAGAAACUGAAAGAAGCCAGCGUAGAAUCGGAACAGAUCACAGCUAACCUGGAGGAAGCUCACCACUGGUUCAAAUCUAAGUUUGACAGCCUGCAGCUCGAGCUAGUGAAAAACAAACAGCAGAAUAUCCCUAGUGAAAGGAACUAUGGCAAGGAGAUGGAGAAGGAAAAAGCUGUGAAACUCCCUAGCCAAGCCUCCCUGAAUCGCUGGGAGACUAAACAGCAGCUCAAACUCAUCUCCAGGAAGUACCAAUCAGAGCUAGACAGGAAGUGAUGUCAGCUAACCCAGGCAAUUCCAGGCUGCCAUACCACUCUGCAGCUGUGAACACCACAGUUCAGACCAGUUCUUCACAUGCUGGAAGAUGAGCCCUAAGGCUGAAGUAUUUUGAUCUAUAAGCAUCUGCAUAUUUCAGAAGAUUUUUAAGUGGGUAUAAGCAGAGGUCCUGUAUGAACUGGGUCUGCUCUGUAUCAGUGAGGAUGACCCUUCAAAUAAAAUGCACAUUGACUGGCUGGCUGAUAGACAGGUGAGACUCAAUAGCUAAGCUGAACUGGAGUACACAGUUUAAAUUAAUAUUCCAAAACCUGCCUGCACUGGUCUGACACAUACUAGAAUGCAUCAUUUUGUGAAGCAGAUGUCCAUUUCCCCCAUCCUAACAUGGUCUUUGAGUGUGACUAAUUUGUGUAAAUGCUUCAUCAUGGAACCAUAAUUUAUAACAAAGAAAUUAUUCCUCUCUCUACAGCUCCCUAUACAAAUAAGUUUAUGUUCUGGAUCUUUGUCUCCAGUCACAUCUCUCAUUUGUGUUUUAGCAGUGCAAGAGGAGGGUAGUGGGUUGGAAUGAGCCCUGCAAAGUGAGGAGGCAUCAUUAUUAUUGAGAGCUCAGAUUGCUGUGCAGGGAUUCUGCCUAUCCAGAGGAUGGUCAACUGGAUUCCUAGGCUGGUGAUGGUAAACUUGCUGAAACAGGACAGUUGUCCACUGUUGGAUACUGAUGGUUGCCUGACCAGUACAGGGAGAAUCCCUUCUUAGCUGAUGAGUAGUAGCAGUAAAAGGAGCCCUGGGCCUGGGCACAGAGAGGAGGACUGUGUCCUUGGGCAAUUGCAGGAGCCCUGUCUUUGUGCAAGGCUCCAUUGCUAGAAGGUGCGAGAGGCUGCCCGGUAGAACACCUUGCACCAUUGGUACCCAAUGUCAUUAAUAGAGUUGGUUAAUUCUGCCCCACCAUGCAACAAGCUACCCAAAGGGCAGGAGAUGUCCAGAGCAGGGGGUUAAGACUUUAACUACCAUUCCCUUAUGCUAUAGAAACAGACAAUUUUCAUCCAUUGUUCAAUUAAUGAGCAGCUCAGAGUCCCUCCUUAAAACUCCGUCUGCCUCGGCUUACAGUGUAACCCAGCUACAUCAGAUGUGCUGUUACACACCUAAUUUUAAUUUAAUAAUUGCAGCGCUGUUUCUUAAGCGUCCUCCAGUUGUCUGAUCCAUUUGUUUCUGUGGAGCUAGUUUGAAGCUCUGUGGGGCAGAAGCCAUCCCUUCUGCUGUGGUGUGUACAGGACCAAGCAUAUUGCUGGGACUCGGCAAAUAAUCAUUCCACCCAUUUUAUAUACCUACCUUUGUAGCAUAAUUAGGUUUAUAUGACAACAGCCUGAACCAUUGUUUUAGGCCUGGUCCUGCUCCUAUUGUUCUCAAUGGGUAUUUUGCCAUUGACAUCAGUGAAAACAGGCUCAGACCCUUAGUGAUUAAGCACCUGAUUGGAAGCCCAUUAAAGCUAAUAGGUACCUUUCAUUAACUUCAGGAGCCUUUGACUCAAGCCCUAAAUCCUAAUGUUGCUGAAAUUCCUAAGCAGCAGACGCCUUCAAUACAACCUUAUGUUCCUCCUCCCAACGGCGAGCUGAGUUUCUACAUACCAUAUCACUUCGGAGUGGCGGGGUUAAAAUGAGCCUAGGUGUAGGAUUCCGUCCUAGAGCCCUGUUCUCCUCUCAGGUCAGUGUCAGUAGUGUAGUCGAACUCUGCCAACUUUAGCACCAAGCUGUAGGCAGAGCCUAAAACCCACCUAGCGUGGCACUGGCUACCUUAGCUCACACUGCAUCUAUUUGAUCUAGUUAAGCUAUGUGGCUAACUGUUAAUGACAACACACCCUUCGUCUAGAAAGAGAUGCUCUGAGGUAUGGUCCAGGGGCAGGGGAAGACAGCUCCAUAUGCUACCGUCCAGUUUCCUUUCUUAGGAGUUGUUGCUACCAAGGAGCCACUGUUUUAGUGAUUAGUGGGCAUGGAUUCCUUCUUUCAUCAGGCCCUCUUCACAGAUACAGGGCAUUAGAGUGCUGUAUGUAUAGAUAUCUAAUCUGCUGACUCU
Messenger RNA from Mauremys reevesii (Reeves's turtle), 5505 nucleotides. RefSeq names its product coiled-coil domain containing 150 (gene CCDC150). NCBI's taxonomy places the organism in Eukaryota, Metazoa, Chordata, Testudines, Geoemydidae. The coding region runs from base 169 to 3441 and encodes 1090 amino acids. The record is from RefSeq and is a predicted model, not a curated record. The transcript is spliced from 28 exons.